CUAGUAUUAGAGAUGUGAGCUGCGAGUGUGGUGCACCGCACACUUUGCUCCGGUUUUGCGAUCACCAAAUUCGAGUUUUGUGUUGUUCUUGGACCACCUGUGGAUACCGUACGGCAACUUAAAAGACAUGGAUCUGAUGCGAAAAGAUUUGCGGCUGCACUGGGGAGGAUCCUGAAUAUUUGCGCCGGGUUUCAUUCCUUUUGGCUCCGAAUAUUUUUUUUUUUCCUACAUCGUUUCGUUAAUGAGUAUAACCUUGGAAGUGCGUCGUACAUUUGUAGCUGCUUCGUGUUGCAGUUCUGUGUAUGUUGGAGAAUACAUGCGGCUAUCGUUUACGAUACCCCUUUCGAUUAAAGCCGCAAAAUCAAACCAUGUGAAGAAUGUUUACAUAUAUAUUGAUGGAUUUUAUAUUUGAAAUAUCGAUGACAUAAUAGCGAACGAUUGCCAAGAAGGAAACCUAAAUAACGUUCCAAAUUUCUAGUCUUGUGUGGCAUAUUUUUUGCUCAAUAAUCCAAGGUAUAUAAUAUAUAUUUUAUAACUGUAAAAAGAAACCAGAAUCAGUAAAGAACAUUAGUGGAUUAGUUCUACUCAUUCUGACUGCUCACUGAGAAUUUAUAAUGUUGUGCAUAUAUUUACAAUGUAUUGUUAAACAAGUAAUUGGUGCUACGCAUUAACUAACUUGAACCAUUCAUCCCUAGGGUGAUGCUAAUUUAAUUUAUAAACAUAGAUUCUUUUUUGUGUCUUGACUAUCAACAUACAAAAGUGGAUUACCACGCGGGAUUGUCCAGUAUGGACCCUCUGGAGAUUGACCCGAACUUUGAGCCUCAGACGAGGGCCCGGUCGAACACAUGGCCCUUGCCGAGGCCGGACAAUUUUGUGGAGCCAGAUGGGGACGAUAAAGGAGUGCUGCCGGCCCACAUGCAGGGUCACAUGACAGGGCUCGACCAGGCCCCCAAAAAGAACUCGUCGCGGCGAAAUGCAUGGGGCAAUAUGUCCUAUGCGGACCUCAUUACGCAAGCCAUACAGAGUGCGCCAGAGAAGAGGUUAACUCUGGCCCAGAUUUAUGAGUGGAUGGUACAGAAUGUCGCCUAUUUCAAAGAUAAGGGCGACAGCAACAGCUCAGCGGGUUGGAAGGUGCAGACGUGCAAAUGACGAAAGAGAAGCUUAUUCUCAAGCAAUAACAAUGACAAAAAGGAAGUCAAGCUGCUGGCGCCAUCUGUUGAUAAAAAAUGAAAUCAAAUAUGAAAAAAUUUCCUUAAAAGCCAAGGACUAGAAUUUGGAUCGUCUACUAGAAUUGCGAUGUUUAUGUAUGUGAAACGUCUCGCAAACGAAAGUUGUUUUUUGAAUAAUUUUGGCUGCAGAAGAAUAUAAGAUGUAGGUUUUUUUUUAACAACAGUUUUGGGUAACAGCAGAUUUAUGUGUUUCUUUUUUUUAUUUAUUUUUGCAUUUUUUAUUUUCUUUUUUCUAUUUUUCUGUUCUUUCUAUUUUUGUAUUCUCAAAUCCCUCAGUUCUCGGAUUCUUACUGUUUUUUGAUGUUAUUCUCAAAUAAUUUGACCCCGUAGACACCUCCUUAGUAUUAUGAAUACACCUUCAUUAUAACAUUGUGCUUCCAGUAUUUAUUGUAUUUAAUCUCAUAUUUAAUCUCAUUAUGUUUAUUUUUGUCACAUCAAACAAAUGUUCUCAAUAUCAUUUGUGAACUUCAAAUUGUAUUGAAACUAUAUUAUAAUCUUUUUAUGUUCUAAAUCAUUGUUAUGAAUAUUGGAUGCGGUGUGUACGAUGGGAUUGCACGA
Stegodyphus dumicola is the source of this 1787-nucleotide messenger RNA. Its product is annotated as forkhead box protein O4-like. Gene Ontology annotation, biological process: regulation of transcription by RNA polymerase II. Lineage: Eukaryota; Metazoa; Arthropoda; Arachnida; Araneae; Eresidae. The record is from RefSeq and is a predicted model, not a curated record. Gene Ontology annotation, cellular component: nucleus. Gene Ontology annotation, molecular function: RNA polymerase II cis-regulatory region sequence-specific DNA binding; DNA-binding transcription factor activity, RNA polymerase II-specific.